Molecule: messenger RNA, 5057 nt
Organism: Scylla paramamosain (green mud crab)
Lineage: Eukaryota; Metazoa; Arthropoda; Malacostraca; Decapoda; Portunidae
Product: MICOS complex subunit MIC60-like
Exons: 17
Coding region: 81-2303 (740 amino acids)
Biological process (GO): cristae formation
Cellular component (GO): MICOS complex
Source: RefSeq, a predicted model, not a curated record
CCUGUACCAUCAAGAUCAAGAUCCCGGUUCCUGGAGUACACACAGUCCCGGAGAGUCCUGCUGAUCUCCCGGCCUCCACUAUGUUGAGGAUUUCCAGCAGACUGCGGCCCAAUGCGACCUUCAGGGUGGUGCGGGUGGGUGGAGGGGGGCAGAGAUUCCAGUCAUCCCAGUCCAGGGGUGGUGGAGUAGGGAACGGCCUGCUGGUGGUGGCCGGGAGCAGCACCUUUGUGGCGGGGCUGAUGGGCUACGCUGCCUGGAGUGACGACAACAGAAGGAAAGUGGAGAGAAGCAUCCCGGGCUCCAGGUACGUCCUCUCUGGACUGCUGGGGCCACUGGCGGAGGUGGCACCUGUAGCAGAGGACCAGGGCCUGCUGAAGAAGAAGCUUGACCGGGAGAAGAAGAAGAAGCCUAAGGAAGUGGAGCCUACACCCGCACCUGCUGUAGAGGAAGUGAAGCCAGGUGACGCGGUAGUGGAGAGCCUCACCCCUCCAGCCAGCAGUGAGGAACAGACACAGCAGCAGGAGGGCAGUGAGGCAGCACCUGAACACAGCACAGAACCAGCGCCAUCACAGGUGACCCCAGAGCCAUCAGUGCCAGCAGUAGAAGAGGCCCCACAGGUCACCACGUCAACCCCAGUGCCUGAAGGAGAGCUGGCCACUCCGUCCUUGGAGGAGCGGCUUGCAUCCUCCGAGGUGUCCCAGGACGUGGAGAAUGCGGCGCUGACUCAAGCACUGCAGGACCUCGCGCACCAGGCCCAGAAGGAACUGACGGCCGCGCUGAGUGCUGCCGAGGACGCAGCGAGGGUGGUGCAGCGACAUGCAGAAAAAGCGUACCAGGCAAUCGACAGCGUCCAGGACAAGGAGCAGUUUGAGGCGGUGGCUGAGCUGGCAGUGGAACGCAACCGCCUGGUGGAGGAUGCAAACAAACGGAUUGUCGCUGCCGGGGAAGCUGUGGAGAAGUUUAGGGAGCAGGUGAGUGAGGGGCAGUUGUCCGGCCUGACCAAGGAGAACCCAGCCCUCAUAGCAGCAGAGGAGACACUGGUGGAGAUGAAGUACGCAGUGGACAGAGCCAAGGGGAUGAUCCUGGAGGCGGAGAGGGACAGCAAGGUCGUGAGCAGUUACAAGGAGUUAGUGGAAGCUGGAAGGGAGCAGUUUGAGGCAGAGGUGAGGUCUCUGCUGCCUGAGGUGAAGCUUGGGGAGACGAGUGACAAACUAACGCAGGACGAGCUGAAUCUUCUCCUGGCACACGCUCAUCGCAAGGUCCUCCAUCUGCAGACCCAGCUGGCCCGCCUUCAGGCAUCGCAGGAGACAAUGGAGCACGACCGGUUCAAAGAGGCAUUGGCGAGGCAGCGGUCUGAAGAUAGCCAGUUGCUGGAGGCCAAGGUAGAGACUGAGCUGGAUAGGCAGAGGCAGCAGCUGGAUGUGGAGUACAAGAAGCGAGUGAUAGACAUAAAGGAGGAGCUGGAGGGAGAGCUAAGGUCACAGUUGAAGAGGCAGGCAGCGGCUCACAGCGACCACCUGGCUGACGUCCUCUAUGUGCAGGAAAAGGAACUGGAGAACAAGUGGUCAAGCAUCCUGCAGGACAAGGUGCAGACUGAGAAGGACACGUAUCUAUCCUCCCUAGCCAGGAUCCAGGGCCAGCUGCAAGGACUCCAGAGUGCCCUGGCCCAGCGUGCCGAUGUGGACAAGGCGGCACUCUCUGCUCGAGAACUCUGGCUUGCUUGCGAGUCUCUCAGGAAUGCCCUCAGAAAUUCAGGAGAGGGAGCCCCAUCAUGGGAGGAGCAAUUGAAGCCUCUGCAGGACCACAUCUCGGCCAUCAGGAAGGCUACUGGGGGCGAUGGCAACCCCUACGUGGAGGCUGUGCUGGCGUCCCUGGCGGAAGAUGCUGUGGCCCGGGGCGUGUACCCUGAGGAAGCCCUGAGGGAACGCUUCAUCAAGGUGGAACGAGUGUGCAAGCGAGUGGCCAUGAUUGGAGACAACGGUGGCUCACUCCUCAGGUACUUGUUGUCGUACAUUCAGAGUUUCCUGGUGCUGGAUGCCUUUGAGUACCUGCCAGGGAGUGAGGUGCGCAAUGAAGAGGUGGCGGUGGAUGCCCUCUCCACCUACGACAUCCUCGCUCGAGCCAGGUAUUGCUUGGAGAAGGACGACCUGUGCAUGAGUGUGCGCUAUAUGAACCUGCUGCGAGGGGAGGCAAGGAACGUCGCAUCCGGGUGGCUCAAGGAGGCAAGGCUUACACUGGAAACCCGCCAGGCAGCACAUGCCCUCCUGGCACACGCUGCUGCCACGGCUGUACAGGCACUCUGAAAACCCAGGCAUUUGUUAUUAGAUUAGGACCUCAGAAAAUUUAUGACCCACAAUGCUCCCUUUAUUAUUUUCAUUUUUUUUCCGAACAAAGACUUCCAUUGUCAUGUUUCUCCACUGUCUUGAAGGUUGUGUGAGGCAGUCGGCUGUUGUUGCCCCAUACAACCCUAUCAAAAUGACUUCUGGUGUACCUGGGGCUUGUUAUCAGCAUGGGGUCCUGGUAUCAGCUUGUCAGGACCUCAUCUAACAGUGAAAAGGCUUCCCUAGUCCUUUUCUCACCUCCACUCAUGAAAACCCAAGGACAGAUUGGCUCAUACACUUCACUCCUCCACUCCUUGUUCCUGCUCAAUCUCCCAGAAUCCCUCACCUCCCCAUAUCCUAAUCUCCCUCACUCCCUCACCUCCCCACAUCUUAAGACUCGGGCAGUGUGUUAGUCUCUGAAGUCCUCCAGUCCGACACACCUCAGGGCCUCGGAGCACCCCAGGUUUCUGUGCUAAUGUAGGUGCGAUAGUGUCGAUGGAGGGGUGUUUCUGGAGUGCCUGAGGGUGAGUGGUCAUAGCAUACUUGUAAGAAAAUAAGGGAAGCUGCAAGAAGCCAUCAAUCAGUUUCUUUAGUUAAAUGUACUUACCAUACCUAAUUGAACCAAUUUCCCCAUUCAUUCAGUUUCGUCUUAUCUUUAAAAGCUCCCUAUCAACUUGGCGCUAAUGACCUGGCCACCUAGUCCACUUAACUUGUGUAUCUAAGCCACAACCAUUUGCAGUGUUUAGUUACAGGUUUGGUUGUGUUGAUGGAGUGAUGUCUCUGGAGUGCUCUAGGGUGACUGUCCAUCUUUGAGCCACACCUGCUUGUAAUGCUUAACUGGAGGUGUGGCAGGUGUGAAUAGAGCUUUUUGCUGCACUGCCUGGUUAUUAUACAUGGUUCUGCCUGGUGCACUCAAACACACACACAAACACACAUUCACUAGCAUGGUGGUAACAUCCUUGCCUGUCUUUUUGGAAGGCUUAUGUUCAUAUCUUAGUGAGUCUCCAAUGUGGGAUGUGUGAAAGGCCUCAGUGGAGCUCUAAUCUCUGUCUAGGAAGGCACAGCUGGUGAUCACAAGUCCAGCUGAUUCUGUAGGUUAUUUGUACACACAGGUCUUCAAGAAUUAGUAAGACUUGGUUCAUUUUCCUGCAAGUCCUAAGAAUGUAUGGGGUGUGUGUCUUAUCUCUGCCUCAUGUUUACUUCUCACUGUACACAAAUUUGUCAUUGUUAUUCUCUCUCUCUCUGUCUCUCUUUUUCUGUGCCCCUCUCUCCACCUCAAUGCAGAUUUCACUGUUUAUUUAUCAUUGCUCUUGUUUUCCUUGUCUUGUAUCUAAAGCAUGUACUUUAUAACCUUUUAAAAACCAUGCAUUCUCACUUCCUGGUAUUAUUACUCUGCUUUCGUCUCCAUAUGUCCUUCUCUCUGUAUCCUGCCAAGAGAAAAAACUCUACAUUACACUGAAAUAGGGAAACAGAUCUCUGCCAGUAAAAGAUUGAUAUUAUUAACAUUUUCCCUCCCCCAUAAUUCAAGAUGCACCUUCCUCUUACAUAAAUCACUGGAGUGGGGUUAGAUUCCUUUCUUGCACUGUGAAGGUAUUGGAACCCACCUUUACGUACAGCAUGCCUUUGAAUCAUUGCUGGAAAUCAAACACACACACAGACACACGCACACACACACACAUAUUUAUUGGUAUUUCUCUUCAUUCUAAUGUGAUAUGGGAUGGGAGUCUGCAUUUAAAUUUAGUUAUGCCAGGGAAUUAAUUGAUGUUUUAUCUGACCUAUGUACUGGUUAUGAAUUCUUUACCUGGGGCUCUCGGGACUAGAUGUGUUAUGGAUUUUUAAUUUGCCGUGAAUUCCGAAGUGAUAGGCACACACAUACGUAUGUGUCUCUGCUCACGAUGACUCGCUUUCUGGAAAAUAUACCUUGAGUUGGGAAAUGUUUAUAUUGUAAAAAUGGUUCGUUAAACAUUUGUAUAGUGUUAGUCAUAAUAUUUACUGUUUUCUUUCUCAGUGAGGAGAUAAAAUGGAUUGCAAUGUUAUGGUUAUGAACGGAAGUAUUUGAGUUUUCUCCCGUUCGUCACUUAAAAGUACAUGUGGCAGUGAAUAUUUUUCCUGUCCAGGUGUUUGUGUGUGUGUGUGCAUCAGACUAAUAACAGUGGUAGUCAUAAACAUCCAGAUUUGCAGAGUUUGAGGUAAAGGAUUCUUAAACUGUACCCCUGACUAGAGCUGCCAGCAUAACACACAUGUCUAUCAAUUCUUUGGUGAGAGAUCAUGAAGAAUAAGUAUUGUAUGUUUAUCAUUUGCAGUGUGUAUAGCUGGAGCAUUCAUUUCAUACAGUUUCACCCUCGUUAACAAACUACCCAAGUCAUUUCAUUUAUAUAUCUGAUUAUUUGUAUGGAUAAAUUCUUCUUAUAUUCGGUUUGUGGUCUGAAAGUUACUUGGCAUCUUAAAAUGGAAAAUCAAGAGAGUUUUCACCCAGAUUUCCCAAAAGAUGAGGUGACUGGGGCAGCUUGGUUAUGAGAGUGGCAGAAGAGUUGAUGUGGGAGUACCCUGCCUGCUAGUGCCCCUUCCAAGCCGCGUGAAGGAGGACAGGGUGCUGGCUCUGUUCCGCCCUCCAAGCUGGGUUAAAUUUUUACAGGAGUAAUAUAUAUAUGUAGUUGUGGUGGAGAUGUGUAUAUAUUGUGCAUACUUAAUACUGUUAUAAAGCAGCAUUCCUUGGUGAAUGAAUCAGAAUAUAUA